Aspergillus bombycis is the source of this 1143-nucleotide messenger RNA. RefSeq lists its product as uncharacterized. The record is from RefSeq and is a predicted model, not a curated record. Gene Ontology annotation, molecular function: DNA binding; zinc ion binding; DNA-binding transcription factor activity, RNA polymerase II-specific. The transcript is spliced from 3 exons. The coding region runs from base 1 to 1143 and encodes 380 amino acids. Gene Ontology annotation, cellular component: nucleus. Gene Ontology annotation, biological process: aflatoxin biosynthetic process; regulation of DNA-templated transcription. NCBI's taxonomy places the organism in Eukaryota, Fungi, Ascomycota, Eurotiomycetes, Eurotiales, Aspergillaceae.
AUGUCUACGGACAGCUACUCGCCUCCGGACUUGCAAGUUCCGCUGCCGUCCACAUUGACGGGGCGCAAGCGACCUAAACUACGAUCGUCAUGCGAUGCUUGUGGGGGGGCGAAAGUGCGUUGUGAUAAGGUUCAACCCCACUGCGGCCGCUGUGCCGCCAUGGGACUGACUUGCGUCUACGGACUGUCGCGCAAGAUUGGCAAACCUCCCAGAGGGAAGCCCGCCAUCUCCGAACGAAUCGCCCGAGAAAAAGGCAGCUCAACCCCACACUGUACCCCUCGAAUGGUAUCCGAAUAUUCCAUGCAUCCCUCGCCCCAACAUGCAUUACCGCCCAUCGAUGUGCCCUCAGGUAUUCUGUGCGAUCUACCCUCUUCAGCCUCCCAUCCAGUUGCGCCGAUGGUGGAUAUUAACGAUGUCACCGACUUCGAGGUAGAUUCAGGGCUGGGAACCUCGAUUGACUUUGACAUGUUCGCCGGCUGGGGUUUCCCCGAUCACACAGAUGCGUUCAUGGGAAUGGGGGACGCGGAAUCCUUCGCAAAACCGACCAGUCUCUCGCCCGCAUCGGAUGAUAAUAUUCACCGCAACGGGGCUAAUUGUCACCGAACAGCAUAUGGUAUGUUGGAAAGUUUAUGUUUCCGCUCGACGCCGGAGGAAAACCCGAGCGUGCAAACGCUGGACCAAAUUUUGCACCGGAACGAAGAAGUUAUAACCAAACUCCGUCAACUUCUCAAAUGUAUCUGUUCGCGGUCUCCACAUCUCACCAUGCUCUAUGCAUCUAUUCUAUCCAAAGUCCUGAUCUGGUACCAACAAGCUGCCGGCUGUAAGCAUUCGUCCUCGUGGCGUUCGUCAUCGUCGACAUAUGCUGGGUCCGGCAGCUGUACAUCAAGUUCAGGGCAACAAUCGACUACCCCGUCACUCGCUCAGAGCACGGGGUCUUUAAUUGUGUCCAAGCCGAUCAUGAUAGGGACCUUUGCUGUUAAGGAGGAAAGUACCCAAGAAAUCCUCAAGAAGCAGUUGAUCCUGUGUGAGCUAAAGAAACUGAGUGCCUUGAACGAAAUAUUCAGCUCUCAAGGCUCAGCAGGAAAUCAUCAUUCGGGCGGUGGGGUGGAUGAUCUCGAUUUCGUAUACAUGUAUCUCAUUUAA